Molecule: messenger RNA, 2199 nt
Organism: Hevea brasiliensis (rubber tree)
Lineage: Eukaryota; Viridiplantae; Streptophyta; Magnoliopsida; Malpighiales; Euphorbiaceae
Product: receptor-like protein 46
Exons: 4
Coding region: 1-2199 (732 amino acids)
Molecular function (GO): protein binding
Source: RefSeq, a predicted model, not a curated record
AUGGCCAAACUAAGCCUCUUGUUUGAUCCCUUUUUCAUAUUCUUCUUCUUCCUCUUCAUCUCCCCUUCUCUUUGUUGCCCUCCAUAUCAGAAAGAAGCCCUCCUCCAUUUCAAAUUUCUAUUACUCGGAAACACUUCCUCCAAUUCUAACACGGACCUUUAUGGGUUAGAGACGUGGAACUCCACAUCUGAUGACUGCUGUCAGUGGCGACUACUCCACUGUACUUUGCAAAAGGUGAAUCUUCUUGACUUGUCUGAUCUCAUUCCCUCACAAGACUUGAAACCUGUAGUGACAUCUGAUAUUUUAGCUCCACUCUUUCACUUGCAAACCCUCAUUUCACUCGACAUUUCUUAUAAUAAUAUACAUGGUGAAAUCCCGGGAGUUGGGCUUGCCAAUUUAAGUAACCUUGUAUCACUUGAUAUGCAAGGUAAUAGUUUCAACGGCUCCAUUCCUCCCUCUUUGUUUUCUUUAAGGCAUCUGGAGAAACUCGACAUGAGUUAUAAUUUGAUUGAAGGGACAUUAGGCACCAACUUCGGAAAUCUUUCCAACUUGAAGCGGCUCUACUUGAGUAGUAACUCAAUCCAUGGAGAGAUUCCAACACAGAUUGGAAAUCUCACUAAUUUGCAGUGGCUUUCACUACCCAAUAACAAAAUAUCUGGAGCAAUUCCACCAUCACUUUCACAUUUGAAAAGUUUAGAGGAAUUGAAUUUGGGACAAAAUUUUCUCACCAUGGAGUUACCAACUGAGAUUGGCAACCUCUCCAACAUAAGAUGGCUGCUGUUAUGUGACAACAAUUUGUCUGGAGAGAUCCCUCCAUCAAUUCAUAAGAUGGAACAAUUACAAAUACUUGAUUUAGAAAAUAAUCUGUUCGUUGGUGAGAUCCCAACAUGGUUGUUCGAUUUCAACUACCUCUUAGACUUGGGUCUUGGGGAGAACAAACUUGUUUUGAAAAAUGCGAGAAUAGCACCAAGGUGCAUGUUAAUGCAUCUAUCAUUGAAAUCUUGCAAUCUUUCAGGGCAAAUUCCCAUUUGGAUUUCCAACCAGACCGACCUUACCUUCUUGGACUUGAGUAAUAAUAACCUUGAAGGAACUCUCCCUCAAUGGUUGGCUCAAAGAGAUCUUUCAGGUUUGCUUUUAUCAAAUAACAAGCUUUCAGGUUCUCUGCCACCUCACUUAUUUCAAUCUCAGUCUUUAAAUUUCCUCAUACUUUCAAAUAAUAAUUUGUUGGGAUUAUUACCAGAUACUAUAGGUCAAGCCACUGAAAUGAAAAUGCUCAGGCUGUCAGGGAACAAUUUCUCUGGACCAAUUCCUACAUCCAUCUCAAAUAUGCUUAAACUUGUGUUGCUGGAUUUGUCAAGCAACAGAUUUUCAAGCCAUCAAUUUCCAGUGUUUAAUCCAAAUUCGUCAUUGCUUUAUGUUGAUCUUUCUUCCAACAAACUAUCUGGUCAGGUUCCUACAACUUUUCCUUUGGGCAUAAAAGUGCUUGUGUUAAGCCAAAAUGAGUUUUCUCACGUCUUGCCUCAAAAUCUCUCAAAUUUGAACCAGUUGGAAUAUCUUGAUCUCCAUAGCAACAACAUUGGAGGUGAAAUUCCUAACAGUUUAGGUGGGUUGAAAAAUUUGAAGUCACUGAACUUGUCACAAAACAAACUCUCUGGAAGAAUACCAUUGAGUUUUGGUGGUCUGCAAAGCUUAGAAAGCUUAGAUUUAUCACACAACAAUUUUUUUGGUGAAAUUCCUUGCACAUUGGCAAAUCUCUUUGAGCUGAGUUACUUAGACUUGAGUAACAAUAAACUAGAGGGUCGCAUACCAAGCGGUCCUCAGAUGGAUCGGAUGGACGAACCAAAUUCUUAUGCCAACAACAGUGGAUUGUGUGGAAUGCAAAUUAACAUAUCAUGUGAGAAGGUGCCUUCUGAACCAAAGCUGAAAGAGGAAAAGACCAAGAAAAGCAAUAGUUGGGAGAUAUGGUUCUCAUGGGAAAUGGCAGUGAUUGGAUAUCCUUCUGGGUUUUUGUCAACAGUUUUAGUUAUGUAUGUCAUUGGCUACUUUAAUAUUACACCACAGCCAGGGCUUAUAAGGUCUUCAUGCUAUGUCCUUAGUUGCACUGCUGCUUCCCUAUUUCCUUUGUUACCUCAGAAGAUUGUUACCCUUUUCUUUUUUUGCACAACAAUGGUGGUCUUCAAUGAUAAUGAAUCAACUUGA